This is a messenger RNA of Aspergillus pseudoviridinutans, 918 nucleotides long. RefSeq lists its product as uncharacterized. Bases 1 to 918 code for a protein of 305 amino acids. The transcript has 2 exons. NCBI's taxonomy places the organism in Eukaryota, Fungi, Ascomycota, Eurotiomycetes, Eurotiales, Aspergillaceae. The record is from RefSeq and is a predicted model, not a curated record.
AUGUAUUCACACACCAUUGGAUGUGCCUUCUUUGCCGCUUGCUGCCUGUCGGGCCUAGCGACGGCGUCGAGUCCUGAUGAUCAUGCCGACAACAACCCCAGGUACUCGUUUGACGACCUCUGGUCUAUGGAGAGAAGUUUCUGGGACACCUUUCUUUACCCGGCGAAUAUAGCACAGAUCAACGCCACAGAUGACUCUGUCUUUGCUGAAAAUGUCCAAGGUCGAGUGGAUAUCACACGCACCUUUGACGGCCGCGAGCUCAAUAACGAAUAUAUUUUUGGACUUUUCUCGGAGCCAGAACACCUUAGUCUCGUGGGCGUCCCCAUCGCAUACAGCAUCACCCAGUUCACAGCCAACAGCAACAUAGCCUCGGCCACGACAGUCGUCACCUUCAAUGCCACCUCCUUCGGAAUCGUCAUUCCCGUAACCAUUGACUCCUGGAUUGAAUGGGACGCGAAGAAGAAGAUCGUGCAGUACGACGCCACAUUCCGGUGGUUCGGGUUCCUCCUCGAUGCUCUGUUCAAAGCGCAAGCGGCGAGGAUGAAUACCACCGACCCGGCCGUAGUGCAGGCAGCGCUUACGCAGGAACUAGCAAGCACAAUCUGCCAGACACAUGAGGACUACUGCAAGGGGGCGAACCAGCAAUAUGACAGUAAAGCCGCCUGCAUGGAUUUCCUGACUACCAAGACGCGGUUCGGACAGGAUUUCGAGCUGGGCCGGAAUACCUUGCUCUGUCGCGAGGUGCAUGAGCAUAUGGUCAAGUACCGGCCAGAUAUACACUGUGCACAUAUCGGGCCUACGGGGGGCAACUACUGCGUGGACGAUAAAUCGUAUGAGCAGGUGGUGCUGGAGAAGUAUUUCCGGGACUCGUUUAUUCCAUAUGGGUAUGGGGAGGAGCAGAAUAUCUGGGUUGCCUAG